Pangasianodon hypophthalmus (striped catfish) is the source of this 3299-nucleotide messenger RNA. RefSeq names its product E3 ubiquitin-protein ligase TRIM39. The transcript is spliced from 7 exons. The record is from RefSeq and is a predicted model, not a curated record. Bases 370 to 2013 code for a protein of 547 amino acids. Lineage: Eukaryota; Metazoa; Chordata; Actinopteri; Siluriformes; Pangasiidae. Gene Ontology annotation, molecular function: zinc ion binding; protein binding.
CACCCUUCUGACUCAUAGAUCUCAUUUUCUCACUUGAAUCAUCACAAGUGAAUCAUUCCUAAGAUGUUCUGGAGAAAUGUAUUAUGGAUCAUUGUACAUGAAUGACUGCCAUCUGGUGGAAAAAUAUUGUUUUAAAGAAAAAACAAAACAAACAAAAAAAAAACAAAAAUACUGGGAGUAGCCUCAUGAUGUCACUCAGGUUAGGCAACCACUAACUGCCUAACUAGUUUUUACCAGAAUACAGAUGCCUUCACCAGAACACCACCUCCACGUUAAGGCACCUACCAUUUUUAUCCAAGAGACUAAAUCUGCUGAAGGUAAAUUCUGAGGGAGCAAGAAAAAGGAAAAAAGAGACAGGGGAAGAGAGUUAUGGCUUCCUCUAGCAAUCUCUUAUAUGAAGAGCAGCUCCAAUGUUCCAUCUGUCUGGAUGUGUUCACUGAUCCAGUCUCUACUCCAUGUGGACACAACUUCUGUAUGAUCUGUCUCAAAGAGUUCUGGGACACCAGUUCACAUUACCAGUGCCCAAUGUGCACAGCAGAUUUCCCCAAAAGACCUGAGCUCCGUGUAAAUACUUUUAUUUCUGAACUGAGUGCUCAGUUUAAGAUAUCAGUUCAGGUGAAAUCCAGCAGCACUGCAGAUCAACCUUUGUACCUAAAACCUAAAGGGGUUCUGUGUGACACCUGCACUAAGGAAAAGCUGGAGGCUCUAAGGUCCUGUCUGGACUGUGGGGUUUCUUUUUGUAUUACUCAUCUGAUGCCUCAUAAAACUACAGCUAAAUUAAAAAAACACAAACUGAUUGACCCUGUGGAGAACCUGGAGGACUACAUCUGCCAGAAACAUGAGAGACCCCUGGAGCUGUUCUGUACAGAUGACCAGAUGUGUGUGUGUCAGUUCUGUAUUUUGGGAGACCACAAGAAUCACAACACUGUUCCUAUGGAGGAGGAGAGUCAAGAGAAGAAGAAUCACCUCGUGGAGACACAGAAACAUGUUCAGAAGAUGAUCCAGAACCGACAGGAAAAGAUUGAGGAGCUCAAACAGUCUAUAGAACUCAAUAAAAAACACACAGAGAAGGAAAAAACAGAAAGCAUGAAGAUGUACAGUUCUCUGAUGCGCUGUAUUGAGAGAAGCCAGGUUGAACUGCUUAAGGUGAUGGAAGAAAAGCAGAACGCAACAGAGAGGCAAGCAGAACAGUUCAUUAGAGAACUGGAGCAGGAGAUAAUUGAAUUAAAGAAGAAAAACAAUGAGAUGGAGCAGGUCUUACAUACACAGGAUCACCUCAAGUUUCUACAGAUUUACCCUUUUCUGCAUGGACCUUUACACAGCAACAAUUGGAAUAAUGUCAGAAAUAAUUCUCAUCUGAAUAUGGAGACACUGAGGAGAGCUCUGCAUCAGCUUCAGGAGUCUCUCAAUGAGGAGAUGAAAAAGCUUCCAGAGAUUGAACUGAAGAUACUUCAACAAUAUGCAGUGGAUGUGACUCUGGAUCCUGAGACAGCAAAUUCUAAACUCGUUCUGUCUGACGAUCGGAAACAAGUGAGCCAUGAAGGAAAGCGACAGAUUCUCCCCGAUAACCCAGAGAGAUUUGACCGUUUUCCUAGUGUACUGGGAAAAGAGGGAUUCUCCUCAGGGAGAUUUUACUAUGAGGUGCUGGUCAGUGAGAAGACUAAGUGGAUGUUAGGAGUGGCUCGAGAGUCCAUUAACAGGAAAGGAAGCAUUACAGCAUGUCCCGAAAAUGGAUACUGGACCGUGUGCCUGAGAAACAAGACUAAAUAUGAGGCUUGUGAAUUUCCUCAUGCUCAUCUCUCCCUGAAACAGGCUCCUCAGAAGGUUGGGGUGUUUGUGGAUUAUGAAGAGGGACUCGUCUCCUUCUAUGAUGUUGAGGCCAAGUCUCAUAUCUACUCUUUCACUGGUCAGUGUUUUACUGAUAAACUCUAUCCACUCUUCUGCCCCUUCCUCAAUGAUGGAGGUAAAAAUUCAGCACCACUGAUUAUUACGCCAGUUGAACAGUCUAAGUGAGAUUCUUCUUCACCAAAACUUGGCUAUGUGAAACCAAAAUCAUAGCAACAUACCUUCUUGCUUCUCACCCAUCAUAUAAAACAUCAUAAUACAUACUAACAUGUUAUGGUUACUAUUGUAACAACUUACAAAGGGACCUGUAAUGGCGGACCAUCCACAUAAAUGGAUUUAAGAACAUUUAUCACAUUUUUUCAGCAUUGAUAUUGAGAAGUUUUCUACGUGUAAAUUUAUUUAAUGUUUCUGAAAGUUGUCUGCAAUGUCAGCAUUUUGUAACAGUCAGGAGUAAAACAGUCAGAGGCAAAGCUGAACCUUUAUGUCUUUUUUUUUUUUUUUUUGAAAUUGUGUUUUUAAUUUGUGUAACAGUAGUGAAGUAACAACCUCAUAACUGUUGCAGGCUGUAUACAGUAGAUCACUGCUGUCAGGUUGAAGGUGCGUGGACGCCACCUAGUGGUCACAGAGGAUUUGUGCUUAAUAACCAAGUCAAUUAAUUUACUCUUUUUUUAUAAAGCAAAUAUUGACAACAUUAAAACACAGUUUAUCAUCCAAGCUCAUGUUAUGGCCAUUAAAACUUUAUCAAGAACACAUUUUUAUUUUGAAAUUUUAAUCUGUGUUAUACAGCUGUUGAAUCCUCUAUUCUGAUUGGUCAGAAGUUGUUGAUUACUAUAACAGCAGCUCUGACAAUAGUGUACGCCCAAAUCACAAGCUUAUAUUAACACACUUGUUCUAACACAUUAUCAGUUUGAUAGUAACAGCUUAUUCACAGGGACUUAUAAAGGUGAUGGUUUACAAAAUUAUGGAUUAAAAACUUGUGUAAUCAUUGAUGUGGCGUAGUGAAGAACAUCUCCGUGAGAUGUUUAUUUAACUUUUACAGAAGGAGCUGUCCCUCGUCGACUUUGCUUUGUAAGAGUCAGAAGUAAAGAUGUAACUUUAAGUCUUCAGGACAGAGGGCUUUGCGAUUUCUCUGACAAGCUCAAGCUCAGCAGAGAGAAAAAAAGGGGCUGGUGAGGGAACGACUGUUUAUAGCUGCUAUAUUGUAAGUGAAAACAAGAAAUAAUGCAUUUCAUGGAUGUUCUGCAACACUAAAUGUAACUAUAAAUGGACAAAAAGGUACAAUGUGCAGGGGUGUAGCCAGACCUUUUACAAUGGGGUUGCCAGGUUAGACCCAGUGACUUUAUUAUGGUGGCAAUAAUUUAUUAAUUUGGGGGCAUAAUACUAAUCUACACCCUUAGAAAAUUACAUAAUGUCUGUACAUAGCUGAGGAGUAUCUCUAUCAUGCGUAAAAGGCA